AUGUCUUCUCUAAGAUCAACCAUGUCAAAUGGUCCUUCUAAAUCAACCUUUGACGAGCAUCGAUGGGUGAUUCACAUCCGCAAAACCCUGGAAGAAGAGCUCGAGGAAGAUGGUGAAUUUGCUGUAUCCAUCUUCAGUGUGCCCAAGCUUCUCAUGGCAAGUGAUCCUGACUCGUACGUCCCCCAACAGGUUGCGAUUGGUCCUUACCAUUAUUGGCGUCCCGAGCUAUAUGAGAUGCAAAGGUACAAGAUUGCAGCAGCAAAAAGAUUCCAGAAACGACUACAAAGCUGCAACUUGGAUACUCUGAUUGAUCAAUUGACCAAGUUGGAGCAAAGGGUUCGAUCAUGCUACCACAAGUUCUUGGAUUUCAACGGGGAAACACUGGUGUGGAUGAUGGCAGUUGAUGCCUCGUUCUUGCUUGAGUUCCUUCAGGUUUAUGCCAUGCAGGAAGGAGCAAAGGUGCAAAGGGUUUCCAGCAGCAUGUCGCAUUUAGUGGACUAUGCUGGGAAGAAAUCAGCUCACAAUGCGAUUUUGAGAGACAUUGUGAUGCUUGAGAAUCAAAUCCCGUUAUUUGUGUUGAGAAAGAUGCUGGAGUUCAAAUUCUCAUCACUGGAAGCUGCUGAUGACAUGCUGAGGAUGAUGUUCAUAGGGCUGUUCAAAGAGAUUUCUCCGUUCAAAAUGAUGGAGGAGUAUCCAAACAUUCAGGUAUCAGAGAGCGUGCAUUUGCUAGAUUUCUUGUACGAUGUGAUAGUGCCAAAAUCAGAACAACAACCAGACACAAUCGAAGCUGAGGUUCAACAAGAAGAAGAACAAAACCAAGGGAAUGAAAAUGAAGAAGGAAGCUCAUCAGACUCCAGCCAUGUUAAGCAAUUCUUCAGUGAAAUAUGGAAGCUUCUUUCAAAGUUAAACAAAGGGCCAGUGAAGUUAAUAAAGAAGGUAAUAACUGUGUCAAAACCUCUCAAAGUCAUUGUUCAGUUGCCUUGGAAAAUCGUUUCCAACCUUCCAGGACUCAAGCUUCUGAAGCAACCUGUUGAAUAUUUCUUCUUCUCUCAAGAAAAAGGAGAAAAUAUGAGUUCAAGCUCCAAAACUCUCAUGAACAAGCCACCCUCAGUGGAGGAAAUCACCAUUCCUUCUGUUACAGACCUCUUGAACUGUGGUGUUCGUUUUGUAGCUACUGCUGGAAGCAUAUCAAACAUCAGUUUUGACUCCAAAACGCGAACUUUUUAUCUUCCCACAAUAGGUUUGGACGUUAACAGUGAAGUUUUCCUGAGAAACUUGGUUGCGUAUGAAGCAUCGGUUGCAUCGGGGCCGUUGGUUAUAACCCGUUACACUGAGCUGAUGAACGGGAUUAUAGACUCGGAGGAAGAUGCAAAGAUUCUGAGAGAAAAAGGGAUAAUUAUGAACCAUUUGAAGAGUGAUAAAGAGGUGGCUAACCUAUGGAAUGGAAUGAGCAAGUCGUUGAGAUUGUCGAGGGUGGCAGAAUUGGACAAAGUGAUUGAAGAUGUUAACAAGUAUUAUAACUGUAGAUUGAAGGUUAAAGUUGUGAAGUUCAUGAAGGCUUAUGUGUUUAGUUCUUGGCAGUUUUUGACAUUCCUUGCUGCCAUAUGCCUCUUGCUCUUGAUGGCUUUGCAAGCUUUCUGCUCUGUCUACACUUGCAGUCGUUUUUUCCAAUCUGCACUAAAUUCCAGUGAUUAA
Messenger RNA from Vigna angularis (adzuki bean), 1695 nucleotides. RefSeq names its product putative UPF0481 protein At3g02645. NCBI's taxonomy places the organism in Eukaryota, Viridiplantae, Streptophyta, Magnoliopsida, Fabales, Fabaceae. The record is from RefSeq and is a predicted model, not a curated record. The coding region runs from base 1 to 1695 and encodes 564 amino acids. The transcript has a single exon.